CAGUAAAGCGCUGAGCUGUGUGGAAGCAGCUGGGACGUUGCGGUCUCUGCUUGUACUAAUAUACAGGGAGGAAGUCAAUGAAAUCAUACUCAGAAUUUAUAGAAAAGACUGGCAUCAGGAAGGCUUUAUGUGCUCCGAGCCCCUGGACUUCCGACUGUUUAGAGAGACUGCCGGUGCUAUACAGUUGAUUGUUUUCUUGCAAAUAUGGGUGUGAUUGGCGUGCAGCUGGUGGUUACCAUGGUAAUGGCCAGUGUCAUUCAGAAAAUCAUACCUCACUAUUCGUUUGCCCGCUGGCUCCUCUGCAGUGGAAGUUUGCGGUGGUAUCAGCAUCCUACAGAAGAUGAGCUGAGGAGUCUUGCUGGGAAACAACAAAAGGGAAAAAACAAGAAAGAUAGGAAGUACAAUGGACACAUCGAAAACAAACCACUGACCGUCCCGAAAGAUAUAGAUCUGCAGCUGGAAACCAAGUCCAUUGCUGAAGUGGACACCCUGGCUUUGCACUACUUUCCUGAGUACCAGUGGUUGGUGGAUUUCACCGUUGCCGCUACGGUCGUGUACCUCAUUACUGAAUUCUACUACAGCCUGGUGGCUCCCUCUAAUGAAAUGAACAUCAGUGUAGUGUGGUGUCUGCUGGUCCUGGCCUUUGUAAUAAAGGUCCUCUUCUCAUUGACUGCUCACUACUUUAAAGGGGAGGAAGGAGGAGAGCGUUCCCUCUGCAUCACAUUUGCAUUUUUCUUCUUUGUAAAAGCCAUGGCCAUCCUAAUCAUAACAGAGAACUACCUGGAGUUUGGAUUGGAAACAGGGUUUGCUAAUUUUUCUGAAAGUGCCGUGCAGUUUCUUGAAAAGCAAGGUCUGGACUCCCAGGGCCCUAUAUCCAAGCUAACGUUCAAACUCUUCCUGGCUUUACUGUGCUCUCUGAUCGGUGCUUUCUUAACAUUUCCUGGCUUGCGUUUAGCUCAGAUGCACCUGGAUGCACUGAAUCUGGCAACAGAAAAAGUAACACAGACUUUACUACAUAUCAACUUUUUGGCUCCUUUAAUUAUGGUACUGCUGUGGGUGAAGCCUAUAACCAAGGACUACAUAAUGAACCCAACACUGGGUAAAGAAAGUGUGCCAUUAAUGACAGAGGCCACUUUCGACACCCUGCGCUUGUGGGUCAUUAUCCUGCUGUGCUUGCUGAGGCUGGGUCUGAUGCGCCACCACCUCCAGGCAUACCUGAACCUGGCCCAGAAGUGUGUGGAGCAAAUGAAGAAGGAGGCUGGGAGAAUCAGCACUAUUGACCUGCAGAAAAUGGUUGCUCGUGUGUUUUAUUAUCUGUGUGUGAUAGCCCUUCAGUAUAUGGCGCCUCUGGUGAUGUUGCUUCACAUAACACUGCUGCUAAAAACGCUAGGUGAUCACUCCUGGGGUGUUUACUCUGGACCUGAGUGGCCAGUACACCCUGAUCAGAUGCCUGCUGCCUCCUUGCCACUUGCAGCUCCUGAAAACACAAAGGUCUCUGUGGCACAAAUAACAAUGGCACUAGGGAGCCUUAGGAACGUUUUCACUCCACUGCUGUUCCGUGGCCUUCUCUCCUUCCUCACCUGGUGGGUCGCUGCCUGCUUGUUUUCUACCAGUCUCUUCGGGCUGUUUUACCAUCAGUACCUAACUGCUGCAUAACAAGAAGAUUCCUGGAAACUUCAAAAGCAGGAAUUGAAAGGUCCCAGGUAGCAGAUUAGCUAGAGAUGGAGGAGAUCUGGAAAAAGAAAAAGAAAAAAAAAAAACUAAACAAAAAUAACAAUUAUACCUGUGGUGACAGCAUAUCGGUAGAGUACCUUGUUCAGUGCUUCCUAUAAGAUUUUCAGGGUGUUAAAAACAAAACCUAAAGAAAAAAAAAUGAUGUUGAGGUGAGGGUAACAAUGCUGAUUUCUAACGGAGACCGGAGAGCAAGUGAACAACAUGUGUCUGUUGGGCCUUUUUGUUUCGAGAUUGAUUGCCUGUGUAAAAAAAAAAAAAAACAAAGAAUACCAUGUUGUGAUCACUUGACACCUGUUAUGGCCUCUCUAGAUACAGUUUAUACAGGAUCUACAGAACUUAAACAGGUAUAUAUUGAUGGAAUGCAAACAUUUUAAUGUUACACCUUGAUUUUAUAUUAUUGUUAUUGUUAUUGUAUGUAUUUAUUAUUUUCAGUAGAAACUGAGACAUAUUUAACAAAAAUCAUAUAUGUUUCUGUUGGAAAGAAGAUUGUACUUUUCACAGCUAUGUGGGGAUUCAUCCAACAGCGCUGGCGUUUAAUACUACUGUAUAUUACAGUACAGCAAGAAGCCGUGAGGCCUGGAGCGUGUGUGUCUGAAGGUGAGGCUUUUUCACAUCGGUGUAUGCAAGCAUGAGUGCUGCCAGUUGAAGCAGUGUUACUAGUAUACAAUGAAGUGCGUUUUGACUGUGGUAAUGGCCAUCAACUGAAGGGUGCAUUGUUAUGAGAAGCUCCAAAUCUGUCUGGAGCUGCAGUGUCACAUUUUAAAAUGUAUGGCGUAGUAAUCCUCAAGAGGCGGUCCUAGCAUACGGUCCAGUCUUUUCCUUUGCUUCAUAACAAAUCCUGCCCUUUUAGAAUGAGGGUGACCAUAGGGGUUUUGUUUGUGUUUUUUUUUUUUUUAAAUUUAUUUAAUGGCAUUAGAUUCCCUUUACUGAAAUGGCUGCGGUAGUCCCAGAAUAAGCCCAGGUCAUUAAAGCACAUCAGGUCCUUUACUUUUAAGCUUCUUGUGUUGGGGAGCAUGAGCAAUUUAUGAUGGUGUUUUGACAAAAUGUUUGAACUGCCAUUGAAGGUGACUUUUGACUUGUUUCUGUAGUACAAUAACAAGAAGGUGUGUUUGUUUUGUUCUUCCUGAGAGGGAAUUUUUUUUUUUUUUUUUUUUUUUUUUUUUUUUUUUUGAUGCAGCAUUUUUUAUAAGGAAAAGGUUUCAGAAUGUACACACAACUUUCUAUGUAGAACUUUAGAGCCUUCCUUUCUACAUCAUUUCGAUAAGUAUUCAAGUUAUCUAAUGAGCUGCUUUUUACUAACGUAGUGUAGCUUGUAACAAAAUACAUCCAUCCUCCAGUACAUUUGUUUUUUGCUCUGGUAUUAUCUAAAAAAGCUUUGAAUUAGCAAUAAACCUGGCUGGCAUGUGUACAAUUAUUUUUUUGCAUACUGUACAAUACUGGACACACAUGUCCUUUGCAUCACUGUUCAGCUAAACUGUUCACUUCACACCACUUGUUUCAUGGUUUACAUAAAGGAUUAUUUGACAUUCUUUUAAAAAAAAAAAAAAAAAAAAAAAAAAAAAGUACAAGUCUAUAGUAACCAAUCGCCUAUCCACAAGAACAUUCCAAACUGCAGUGCAGCUCUUCAAGAAAUGCACCACUGUUGCUGCACAAACACUCAUGUCUUAAAAGGACAAAGUUGAAAUUGUGCCUCAAUUUUGAAGAGGGGGUCCUUAUUUCCAUUUUUUUUUAAACUGAUUGCCUAAUUAAAUCCUUUACCCUGAUUUAAAAUCAGAUCUGAAUUUGCCUGUCAUUUAAACAUGAGCUGUUUUUUUUUUUUUCAAUUCAAGAUCUUUGUAGACCUAGCAACAGCAGUAAUUAUGUAAACAUUUUGAAAGCAUUGUUUUAAUGUUGCAUAUUAUUUGUUGACUCACCGGGAUGUUUUUUUUUAAAGCACAGAAUAAAAUAGUACAAUGUAUUUAUCCCUGUUUUUAUACUUAAUUCUAGUAUUUGAGUGUAAUUUAAUGUUAUUUAAUUUAAGUAAUUUAUUUGGUUUAGGAAAAGGAAUAAACACAAACCAAGCACCUGACGUCUGUUUACUGUGAGAAACCCGCCACUUGUUUGAAAUAUUUUAGCAUUCAUGUUGUGAAGUAUUAAUCGUGGCUAAAUGCAUAUCAUUUUACCUACCCGCAUCUAGAUUUUAAAAGCAACAUGGCAAGUCUGCUGAGUUGUAAACGACUAGAGUAUGAGUUUGUUUUUUGAGCAUCAAGGAGCAAAGCGCAAGUGGCAUGCCACAUUUGAUAGUAUUAUCAUAAAGCAUAGGUAAGCAUUGUGAAGUACAGAGGUAUGGUGAAAGAUGUUUAAAAGCCUGCUAAACUGAUAAAUGCAUAGUGUGCCCAUGGGUAGAGUGCAAAAUGUUGCCAGUGAACUUUUAUAAGGGGUGGGACCAUGCACUAGUGCAGUGGUUCUCAAUCUAGAGUCCAGGGACCCACUGCAUUAUAGGAUCUUAAUUGGGUUGUCUUAAGCUACUCCUGCAUUCAGAUAGGGUUUGCUUUAAAGAUGGAGGAAAACUAUUUUAAUAUCUUAUUGAAACCUUGCCCAGUUUUGAAGUGCUGCGACCAUAGACAGCUGCCCAUAGACCAAUAAUGAACCAUUUACUGCUGUUUUUAAGCAGUAAGGUUUACUCAAAAUCUUGCAUCCUUGUGUUAACAAGCCUGAUUCUUUCCCUGGUUUAUGCUGCUAUUCUGUAAGUCUUCCAUCCAAGAAUAUAUUAGCACACAUGUUAAAUUGUUAGAAAGAAUGUUGAAAAACAGAAUUGACCUAUUAGGGGCACAGCACAGUGUACAUGUGGAGUAACUUCUUUUUUUGCACAGCUGUAAAUUAUAAGAUUAACUUAUAAAACCUCAAUAGUUAAGUAUACCAUAUCACACCUGACGGGUGUAUGUAGAUACAUAUAUUUAUGUCAAAUCUAUUCUGUCAGAUGAUAAUAAAGGGGCACAAUUCCAAAUUACAUACUACUUCAAUAAGGCUGCAGCUACAAAAAAAAAAAAAAAAGUAUUUCUACUGAGGUUCUCUGGCAUAUAUAUCUGCAUGAAUGAUGGGCUAACAUAUUCUACCAUAUCCAGUAUGCUAUGAGUCUGGGGUUUUAACCAGAGAAAAAGAAGAAAAAAAAAACCCUUAACUGGCAGGAGUAUUAAUAACGCAAGAGGAUUUGUGUGUCUACCCGUUUCAUUUGAGGGAUCUCCAUGGUAUGUUGUAUUUUGAUCAUUCAAUAUUUUUUGAAAAAUGUUUUCCAAUAUUAAGAACUUAACCUGUUAUGCUGUAAAUUAGUUAGUUAAUUUAAUUACUGGUUAAUAAAGCAUGCCACACAUUUCUACUGUAUGGAAAUAUUUCCAGUUUCACAACAUUUUGACCAUUCUUACAAGUAUGCCUUGGAGGAUUCUUCCUUAUUUUUAUUAUUUUUUUAUUAUUAUUCUGCUGAUGUGUAGGUGGAGGAAUAUCCGGUUUAUAAAUCUCCACAUAAUUGAACUAUUAAGGGACUGGAACCUUAAACACACCUUGUGUGUUUAAUUCUAGAUCACUUGGUCAAGUAUGGAAUUACAGAAAUGGAAGCCAGACCCUUGUUGAACUGCUGCCCUCCAUGUUCUGUGCGUUUGGUGCAAAUCUAGGAAAAACAACCACUUUUAACACAUUCUUAUCAGAGGAGCUCGUAUUUUUUCACACCUGUAGACCCAAGCCUUCUGGUAAAUGAUUUUGUUAUAGAGUAAGGAGCAUUUUAUCUGUUUAACAUUUCCUUUGUAUUUUAUGGUGUGUGGUUCUGGGUUCUGUUGCUCCAGUACUGAGUUGUCAUUAUUCUCUAAACAAGCUGUUACUUGCUUGGUGCUAGCACUGGAAUUCCUUCCUCAUUCCAUUCAAAUGUGGCAAUGUUACCUUUCAGUGAAGGCUGAAGGCUGUUAGCUGCAGGCACUUCAGAUUCUCCAAACAAAAAGGCAGAUAGAAAGAAUAAUUGUAAUAAAAAAAAGAUUGUGACUUUUUCCGAAAGGGCAGUAUUCCCUUUUUUUGAAGUAUUGCACUCCAUAGGCUUGUGGCCUUAUGUUAAAUUUUAACUGUCUGUCUAGCAUUGUUGAAAUUCUGUGUGUGUGUUUGUGUUUUUUUUUUUUAUAUGGUACAUUUUACAUGAUUUACUGAAACAGGGGUCAAACGUUUCCACAUAUUAAUAAUACCAAAGAUCACCACCUUUUUAAAUCAGUUCUUUUUUUUUGUGCUCUUUAAAAAAUUAACUUCUGAGCAGUAGACGUCAGUAGAAAAGGAGUAAGAUGUAUUGGUAAAGAAGCAAAAACAAACCAAGUAAAUCUCUAAAUGGGUUUUCUUUCCUUCCUUUUCUUUUCGCAUGCCUUGUAUUCUUGUGAAUUGAUUCAAAGAGGAAAUGUGUGUUUGUUCUUUUUAUUUGUUCCAGUCCCAAGUAAAUACGCUAACCAACAAUACUUUUAACUGUUUGAUUAUUUCUGCUGAACUGCAAAUUAAUAAUGUUUACCAUGUUGUUGUCUGGAGUUCCUGUAAAUGUACAGAUGCUAAAGUAAAUUAAAGUGAUUUUGUUUU
This is a messenger RNA of Polyodon spathula (Mississippi paddlefish), 6312 nucleotides long. RefSeq names its product transmembrane protein 161B-like. The transcript has 12 exons. Lineage: Eukaryota; Metazoa; Chordata; Actinopteri; Acipenseriformes; Polyodontidae. The coding region runs from base 205 to 1656 and encodes 483 amino acids. The record is from RefSeq and is a predicted model, not a curated record.